GUACGGCUGUAGGCCAAAUUCAUAUCUAGCAAAUAAAACUACUUCAUAGUUUCCCUUGGUCUAGCCAACUCCACCCCUAGGAGGUUUGAAGUUUGAGCCUCCUGUAAACCCUAUGAACAAUUACGCUUUCCUCAAAUUGACGACACUCAGGGCUUCCAAAGUUGGCGUGAUUAAAAUGGCUUCCAGAGGAAAGACAGAGACAAGCAAAUUAAAGCAGAAUUUAGAAGAACAGUUAGAUAGACUGAUGCAGCAAUUACAAGAUCUGGAAGAAUGCAGAGAGGAGCUUGACGCCGAUGAGUAUGAGGAGACGAAAAAGGAAACUUUGGAGCAGCUGAGUGAAUUCAACGAUUCCCUGAAGAAAAUUAUGUCGGGGAAUAUGACUUUGGUCGAUGAACUCAGUGGGAUGCAGCUGGCUAUCCAGGCAGCCAUCAGCCAGGCUUUUAAAACACCUGAAGUCAUCAGAUUGUUUGCGAAGAAACAACCAGGCCAACUUCGGACAAGGUUAGCAGAGAUGGAUAGAGAUCUGAUGGUGGGGAAGCUGGAACGGGACCUGUACACCCAGCAGAAGGUGGAGAUACUAACUGCUCUCAGGAAGCUUGGAGAGAAGCUGACAGAAGAUGACGAGGCCUUCCUGUCAGCAAACGCCGGUGCUGCGCUCAGCCAGUUCGAGAAAGUCUCCACAGACCUUGGCUCUGGAGAUAAGGUCCUUGCUCUGGCAGGUUUUGAGGUUGAAAAAGCCAAGAAAUGACAGUGUGGUGGUUGGCGCCCCCAGCCCCUCCUAACCGCACAUGGUGCUGUCAUCCCGAGGACUUGGAGGCAUUGCAAAGAAAUAGAGCUUCUCAGAAUGCCCAAGAACAGGUGACAUGAAAACAGCGGCUUCUGCUUAGGCCUUUCCUCCCCGGAGGCCCUUGUCCUUCUUUGUGGGGCUCCCUUAACUGACCCUGGGUUGUUGGGACGGGGACCUGCUGGACUCAUCCUGUGGUUUGUUUUGUUAAGACGCCUUGUGUUUUAGUGCUGCUCAGAGUGAAAGCUGUGAGCUGCUGAUUGUCCUGAUUCUUGUCUGCACGCCUUGGGUGACCAGGGCAGUGAUGUCACUAGCCCUCCUGUGUCUGAAUCAGAAACCUUUUCAUUUCCACACAAGGAGACCAAGACACAGAAAGAGCAUGUGAUCUGUCUAAAGUCACAUUAGGGACAGAGCUGUGACUGUGGCUCAGGUAUCCUGACUCCUGGUUUUAUUUCUUUAUUCUGUACUGUUGUUGUAUUUUUUUAAAAAAAUAAUUAACUUGUAUUUGUGCAAGUUGGCAUCUAUGAAAAUUCAGUGUCCUAGCCCAGAGUUGAAUGGACACUGUGGGGCUGUUCCCAGCCUGUGAGUGGGCAGCAUGAAUGGGGCCCAUUGUAUCUCUGGAUUUCCAACAAGCAACAAUGGGAGGCCCUGUUGAGAGCCUCCUGAAGUAACUUAACCUCCUGCCUUGUCUCAGUGAGGAAGCAAUAGGAAAAGGCAGCCCCAGGCCCUCUGAGGGUGGUGACAGUGAAGUACUAUAAACUGUGCAGUUUGGGGAGAAACACAAACUCAGUUAUGAAGAAAGCAAGUUUCUCCCUGAGAGUGGUGACUGCAUGGGCAGAUGCACAGCCACGUCCAUACACGUACUUUCCCCAGGCGUCCUUCCUGUGUUUCUCAAUGUUCUCUCUCUCUCUCUCUCUCUCUCUCUCUCUCUCUCUCUCUCUCUCUCUCUCUCCUUUUUUGCACUUUAUACAAAUUAAAAACAUUUUUACUGCUUCUUAUAAACUUAAAUUCUACUAGGUGCUUUGCCAACUGAACAAAUUAGGGUACCUCAGCUAUGUAAAUGCCUUAUUUGGAACUUGUCAUGUCUUUUGGGUUUUUUGAGAGGGGUGGGUCUCUGGUUCAACAAGUUGACUCAGUAGAAAAAGGUGCUUGCUGCCAAGCCUGAUGACCCGAGUUUAAUCCCCUAGAUCGACAUGGUGAAGGGAAAGAACUGACUUUUACCAAUUGUCUUCUGACCUCCACAUAUGUGCCAUGGCUCAUGUGUGUGCACACAUAUACAUGGAUACCCACAUACACACUCAAUAAAUAAAAGAAAAAUUGAAAAGGGAUCUCCCUGUGUUGGAGUCCUGGGUUCAAACUCUUGUCUGGCCUUGGCCUCCCCGGAAGCCGGGCCUGCAGAGGAGUGCUGUGGUGCCGUAGCAGUGGUUGUCUCUGCUGUCUCAUGACCAUCACUCACUGAAGUGUCGCACACCAAGAAAGGCCAACCACCGCUGUCACCUACGGGGCUGUGUGUAUGCUGCCACCGUUUCAUAGAGAUGAAGUUCAUGUUCACAGAAGUCACUGUGUAACUUAGAUUCAGGAGUGAUCAGUACACUCACAGUGCUGUGCAGCUCCCAACCUAGUGCCAGGCCGUUCCCAUCCCCCUGCAGGAAAACCUGCAUCUAAUAAGCAAUCACUCCAACAUGCCUUCCUCCCAGCCCUCCAGCAUCCACUGGUCUGCUCUCCUGUCCCUAUGGACUUACUCUCUGGAUAGUGCACAUGAAUGGAUGUGUGAUUAUGCACUAUAUGGCCUUAUGUGUCUGGCUUCUUCACUUCAUGCAAUGUUUGUAGGGCUAACCUACAUUGUAACACAGUUCAACACUUCAUUCCUUUUUAAUGGCUGAAUAAUACUUCACAGUAUAAAUACUAUGUUUUGUUUAGCCAUGUGUUUGAUGAACGUCUGAGUUAUUUUCAUACUUUUCAGCUCUUGUGAAUAGUGCCACUAUGAAAAUUUCUGCACAAGUACAUGUUGAAUGCCUAUUUUUCAGUUUCCUUUGGAUCAGUACCUAGUAAUAGAAUUGUUAUGUUAUUUUUAAGCCAUAGCAAGAUUAUCCUUUGCCUCAUGAUCCCCCAGUAAACCAAGGAUCUAAGAGUAUUUUUCAUGUGAAAGAGCCUCAUGUCAAUCUGGAGCCCUUAAUCUUGGUGUCCCUUAAACAUUUUUAAAGAACAGCACCAGGAGGCUAGGUAUGGUGGCAUCACCUGUAACUCCAGUACUGGGAAGCAGAGACUGGGGCAUGAAGAAUUGGAGGCCAACCAGGGCUUCUUGGUGAAACCCUGUCUCAUGCCAAAAAUCGAACCAAACAACCAGAUGAGCAUAGAGAGGUACUUACUGUUCAUCACACCCACCUGUCCUACUUAAAGUUAUACUCUAUUAAAAGAUGCUGACACUCGUCGUUACAUCAGUUACUUCAUCUUUGUCUUUUUUGGUUUUUCGAGAAAGGGUUUCUCUGUGUAACAGUCCUGACUGUCUUGAAACUCGCUUUGUAGACCAGGCUGGCCUCAAACUCACAGGGUGCCACUGCAGCCGGCAAAGUUACUUCAUCUUAUGGAGCCUCACUUUUUUCAGUGGAGCUAGUAAAGCCUCCCUUACACCUUCGUUUGCAUUUCCUUCCUCAGGGUUAGCGUUGGUGCUGCUCUGCCAUUCGGCUGCUCAUUUUAGCAGAGUGACACCUGCGUCCCCACUCGUGUUCAUCAGUGAGUUCUGUGCAGUGCAGUUAUUAAAUGCUUGUAAGCCAUG
This is a messenger RNA of Peromyscus leucopus (white-footed mouse), 3560 nucleotides long. It is a transcript of the gene Lzic, whose product is annotated as leucine zipper and CTNNBIP1 domain containing. Bases 113 to 748 code for a protein of 211 amino acids. Gene Ontology annotation, molecular function: beta-catenin binding. The record is from RefSeq and is a predicted model, not a curated record. Gene Ontology annotation, cellular component: beta-catenin destruction complex; nucleus; cytosol. The transcript has 7 exons. Gene Ontology annotation, biological process: negative regulation of Wnt signaling pathway. NCBI's taxonomy places the organism in Eukaryota, Metazoa, Chordata, Mammalia, Rodentia, Cricetidae.